CGCGUAACUGAUACGCUGACAAAGGUUCUCGUCGAUCGUCGUAUAAAAGAACCACAGACUCGACAAGUACGCCAUCGAACAAACAUGACUACUACCUCGCAAAUCGUCCUCGUCACCGGCGCCAACAAGGGCAUCGGCUUUGAAAUCGCCCGCCAGAUUGCUCGCAAGGGCGGUUACCACGUCCUCAUCGGCGCCCGAGAUGUGGAGCGAGGCAAAAAGGCUGCUGCCACACUGACACAAGAAGGGCUGCCUGUCGAAUUCUUGCAGCUUGACUCUAAUUCUGACCAAUCGAUUGCGGCGGCAGUGGAAGAGGUCUCGACCAAGUUUGGCCGCCUUGAUGUCCUGGUCAAUAACGCUGCCGUUGCAUUCGAUAGCUGGGACCCGGCACAGGGAAUGCCGACCCGGGAGGUAUUCGCCAAGACAUUCGACACCAACACCGCCGGUCCAGCCCUCACAACGGAGGCCUUUAUCCCGCUGCUAUCGAAUGCCCUCUCCGGAAAACCGAACAUUGUAUUCGUCUCGUCUGACCUUGGCUCUGCAGGCUCGCUUGCCGAUCCAGAGGGCCGAUACAAAGGCAUGCCACUAUACUUCCCAGCUUAUCGCUCUAGCAAGACCGCUCUCAACAUCUUGGCCCUCAUUUUCCACUCCCGGUUCCGAGAGAAGGGGUGGAGAGUCAAUAUCGACAAUCCAGGCUUCACUGCGACGGAUUUGAAUGACCAGAAAGGGUCUGGAUCGAUAGAGGAUGGAGCGAAGAAUGCCGUCCGGCUGGCUACGUUGGCCGAUGACACAAGGGGCACAUAUUCUGAGAAGGAGGGGCCGAUACCGUGGUGA
Mycena indigotica is the source of this 831-nucleotide messenger RNA. RefSeq lists its product as uncharacterized. The record is from RefSeq and is a predicted model, not a curated record. The coding region runs from base 85 to 831 and encodes 248 amino acids. Gene Ontology annotation, molecular function: oxidoreductase activity, acting on the CH-OH group of donors, NAD or NADP as acceptor. Gene Ontology annotation, cellular component: membrane. The transcript is spliced from 2 exons. Lineage: Eukaryota; Fungi; Basidiomycota; Agaricomycetes; Agaricales; Mycenaceae.